Messenger RNA from Westerdykella ornata, 615 nucleotides. RefSeq lists its product as uncharacterized. Gene Ontology annotation, molecular function: RNA binding. NCBI's taxonomy places the organism in Eukaryota, Fungi, Ascomycota, Dothideomycetes, Pleosporales, Sporormiaceae. Gene Ontology annotation, cellular component: exon-exon junction complex; cytoplasm. Gene Ontology annotation, biological process: exon-exon junction complex disassembly. The record is from RefSeq and is a predicted model, not a curated record. The coding region runs from base 1 to 615 and encodes 204 amino acids. The transcript has a single exon.
AUGCCUACAGUCGAGACACCCGUUGUAUCAACGUCCGGAAUAGCUACCACAGCGAGCGGCGAGCGUCACAUCCCCUCUUCCAGGAGGGCAGACGGAUCAAUACGUAAAGAGAUUCGAGUGCGCCCUGGAUAUCGACCCCCAGAAGAUGUAGAGAUAUAUAAGAACAGAACGGCCGAAGCCUGGAAGAAUAGGGGAAGCGGCGGUGUACCAGGCGCGGAAGGACUGAAAACUGGCCAAGAAUCAGGUAAACCGAGCGCAGCUGCGAACAAGAACGCCAAACGGAGAGAGGCACGGAAGAAGGCUGCAGCUGCUUCCGCGGAGGCGGGGGAUGGGACUGUUCGCGGGGCCGAAAAGGGUGGAUAUGCGCCACAGGAAGCUGGAGGAGAACAGUCAAAUGAAAACCCAGUCGUAGUGGAUCCGGAGGUACAGAAAGAGAAGGAGGCGAAGAAGCUGCUGAAAAAGCUACGACAAGCGCGGGAGCUGAAAGACAAGAAGGAACAAGGUGCAGCCCUUCUCCCGGAACAAUUCGAGAAGGUGAUCAAGAUCAACGAGCUGAUUCGCCAGCUGGAAGGCCUCGGAUACAGUGGGGAUGGUGAACGAAAGUCGGAGACCUGA